Molecule: messenger RNA, 1168 nt
Organism: Ceratotherium simum simum (southern white rhinoceros)
Lineage: Eukaryota; Metazoa; Chordata; Mammalia; Perissodactyla; Rhinocerotidae
Gene: POU4F3
Product: POU class 4 homeobox 3
Biological process (GO): regulation of transcription by RNA polymerase II
Molecular function (GO): RNA polymerase II cis-regulatory region sequence-specific DNA binding; DNA-binding transcription factor activity, RNA polymerase II-specific
Source: RefSeq, a predicted model, not a curated record
GCGGCGCUCACUUGGAGCGCGGCGAGCGAGCGAGACGAGCCUAAUCCAUGUCCCUCGCUGCCUCCCUGCCAGGCGCGCGAAGAUGAUGGCCAUGAACACCAAGCAGCCUUUCGGCAUGCACCCGGUGCUUCAAGAACCCAAAUUCUCCAGCCUGCACUCCGGCUCCGAGGCCAUGCGCCGAGUCUGUCUCCCAGCCCCGCAGCUGCAGGGUAAUAUAUUUGGAGGCUUUGAUGAGAGCCUGCUGGCACGCGCCGAAGCUCUGGCGGCGGUGGAUAUCGUCUCCCACAGCAAGAACCAUCCCUUCAAGCCCGACGCCACCUACCAUACCAUGAGCAGUGUGCCCUGCACGUCCACUUCGUCCACCGUGCCCAUCUCCCACCCGGCGGCGCUGACCUCGCACCCGCACCACGCGGUACACCAGGGCCUCGAGGGCGACCUGCUAGAGCACAUCUCGCCCACGCUGAGCGUGAGCGGCUUGGGUGCCCCUGAGCACUCAGUGAUGCCGGCGCAGAUCCACCCGCACCAUCUGGGCGCCAUGGGCCACCUGCACCAGGCCAUGGGCAUGAGUCACCCACACGCCGUGGCGCCUCACAGCGCCAUGCCCGCAUGCCUCAGCGACGUGGAGUCGGACCCGCGAGAGCUCGAGGCCUUCGCCGAGCGCUUCAAGCAGCGGCGCAUCAAGCUGGGAGUGACCCAGGCGGACGUGGGUGCGGCUCUAGCCAACCUCAAGAUCCCUGGCGUAGGCUCACUCAGCCAGAGCACCAUCUGCAGGUUCGAGUCUCUCACUCUCUCGCACAACAAUAUGAUCGCGCUCAAGCCGGUGCUCCAGGCCUGGCUGGAGGAAGCCGAGGCAGCCUACCGAGAGAAAAACAGCAAGCCGGAGCUCUUCAACGGCAGUGAGCGGAAGCGCAAACGCACGUCCAUCGCGGCGCCGGAGAAGCGCUCACUCGAGGCCUACUUCGCCAUCCAGCCGCGGCCCUCGUCCGAGAAGAUUGCGGCCAUUGCUGAGAAACUGGACCUUAAAAAGAACGUGGUGAGGGUCUGGUUCUGCAACCAGAGACAGAAACAGAAACGAAUGAAGUACUCGGCUGUCCAUUGACUGCAGCGGGUGGCGCAGCGUCCGGGGCCGGGAGAGCUGUGUGCACGUCCCAGGGGUACGGUUAUGGGG